Pygocentrus nattereri (red-bellied piranha) is the source of this 3260-nucleotide messenger RNA. RefSeq names its product small integral membrane protein 14 (gene smim14). The record is from RefSeq and is a predicted model, not a curated record. The coding region runs from base 212 to 523 and encodes 103 amino acids. Gene Ontology annotation, cellular component: endoplasmic reticulum. NCBI's taxonomy places the organism in Eukaryota, Metazoa, Chordata, Actinopteri, Characiformes, Serrasalmidae. The transcript has 5 exons.
GCUCGCAUGCCUUUCCUCAUGCGUAUCAAAACAUAGGCGGAACAGCAGCCGGAGCUUCGGCCCUGUGCCAAAAACACACCAGUCGAGUCUGAGUCUGAAUGUGUGUUUGAUUUUGGUCUCGCCUCCGCCACUGUAAACGGCCACGACACCGCGGGGUCAGUUACGGAGCGGUUUAAAGUGCCCAGCUGAAGUGUCUUCAGUGAGCGGAGGUAUGGCAGAAGGAGGCUUUGACCCCUGUGAGUGUAUUUGCUCUCACGAACAUGCCAUGCAGAGACUCAUCAACUUGCUGAGGCAGUCCCAGUCUUACUGCACAGACACAGAGUGCCUUCAGGAAUUGCCAAGCCCUGGUUCUUCAACAGGGGGAGAUGUGACUCUGCCCUUGAUAAUUGUGGGCUGGAUGGUUCUGGCUAUCAUGAUAUUUCUACUGCGCCCUGCCAGCUUAAGGGGGCCCCGAACCUCCAACAAACCCACCGGCCCACCAGCCAAUCAUGGCAGAGAACCCCCAGCACCUCCAGUGGACUAGUGAUCAAACAGGGCUCCCGAGUUCUACCCACGGCCAAAAACUCUGACAUCUGACCUGAACUUUUGACCUGGCCCCAGUUUGACCGGUUACUUUUACCUGUUACUGUUUCUGUGCCGACGGGUAUCAUUUAAUAUUUUCUUCUUUCUUGUUUUUCCUCUAUCAGUUUUCUUAUCUGUCUUUACUUGGAUUGAGAGGUGUUGAGGUGGGAGAAGAAGUGAGAAGAGAACUGAAAGUAGUGUCUUUUUAUUUUUUUACACUUAGAUUUUGACUGGUGUCCUUUUUUUAAACAAACGUUUAAACAAACUUUCUCUAAAAACGUAGGGGAGUGUUUUUGAUAUAAAAUCGUGGCUUUAGAGCAUUUAAUAAAACAAGCUAUAAAUGUCGGUUGAAAGACACUGUGAAUAAUCCUAGAAAAGCAGAAAAGGUUUGAUUCAUUGUGAGGUUGCCAGUUACUAAUGUGUGUGUAUCUAGACUUGAGGGACUUUUGUGUGUCAUAAGUGUGGUUAGAAAGACUACUUCUCUGCGCAGGAUGGAGGGCAAAGUGCAUUCCAUAACAGCCAGGUCAUCCUGGACACUUCUGAUGUCAUUCAUGAGCUCAUUUGUGAGUGUGGGCUUUGGCACUUGAGGCAUACAAUUCUGUAAGCAAAAAUUGCUUUUCUCAGAAGGAAUUACAUGACUAGAGUUGCGCAAUAUACUUACACCCAUCAUGAUGUGAAUGCCAGAGUGAAGCCUAGUAUGAGAACUGUGUAGGAAUGACUUGGAUCUUGGGCCUUUGCUGUUGUCAUGGUUUGUGGUUUUCAGAGUUGAGGUCAAUGAUGUUUUAAUAAUCGAAGUCAAGGCUGACGACACACAAGUCAUCCUAAUUCAAAGCUGUACUGCAAAAAAAUUACAUCGUGGCAAGUGAAACCAUGCAAAAUGUAGUCAAUUUAUCAAAUACUUUGACAAUUACAUUUAGGGCUGGGUACCGAAAUUGUAUACCUUUACAGUAUCAACCAAAUUACUUGGAUAUUGCAAUAAAAAAAUUGUCAUUCAGUCCCAAAUUUCAGUUUCUUACUAGAAAGCCAGUCAUCAGUGAGUCAUAAGCAUACUUUUCUAAAAUGUAGACUGCUGAUUGGGUGUCUAGAUUACAUUGUUUAAGCACAUCAUUAAUAUUAUUGCCAAUUGAUUAGUCAGUAAUCCUUUAGUAAAUAGUAAAUAUACCCACUUUCAGCACCUCACAUUAAUUUCUGCUUUAAGCCACACCCACUCAAGAAAGUAAAAAAGUACUGGCCAAGAAUUAGUAUCAAAAUCAAUGUAUUGGCAUUGAUAUUGACCUAAAUAGUUUUAACAAUAUUUAGCAUUUCAACAUUUUGAAAUUGUUGUAUGAUUAUUCUACAUAUUUCUAGACAUUGUAUACUUGCUUUAAGUAAUUUUAUGAAUUUUUAUGUAGUGACAUUGUCUUAUUCUAUUGGUAGAUCAUUUUGAUUGUCUAGAGCAAUAUCUUGAAACAAGCAAAAUGAUCUGCCAAUAAGAACAUUGCACUACAUAACAUUGCAUAAAAAGUGACCAGCAUGUCGAAAUGGGGUGAAUAUUCUCAUUCUUUUACUCUUUCUCCUCAAACAGUUGAAUAUGGGAACAUUCUCUAAAGCUUAUCAAGAAAUCUUGCCUCACAACAGUUCUUGUGGGGAAAAAACAUAUAUAUUCAUGUUUUUAUUUAUUUUUUGUGUCUUUUGAAAAUACCAGUUGCCCUUUUUGACAAAUUUCUAGAUGAAUGGACCAAUAGAAAUGAUCGAUAAUUAUCAUGUUACGUUAACUAUUGUUAAAAUUUAGGAAAAUGUAAAAUUACCUUCUUGAGAUAUGAUGUUUUAUUUCAACAGUGACAAUAUGCUUUCUACUCCUGUAUAUCACUGGUGAGGAGCCAUUGCCUAAAAAAGUCACCUUGUUCUUGUAAACUUUAAAGUUACUGGCCUAAAAAUCACUUUUCACAUUGGAGGAACAUGGACUACAUGUAAACAUGUAUUUUGAAUUUUUGUGUAUUAUAAUCUCAGUAGUACGUAUUAAGAUAGCUUUGUCAUAUUAUCAGAAACUAGAGUGACUAGCGUCAGAAUCUCACACUGUGCUAAUUCUGUGUUCAAGAAGGUGAGCUUAAACAUAUAGAUCUCUUCUAGAACAGGUUAGAAAAGUCUGGGGACUAACUUCCUGCUGUCACAUGAAGUCUUGAGCACAUAUUCUAGUUAGUAGUUGGGCAUUGAUGAUUUUUCAAAAUAUUUUUCUGAAUGUCAUAGAUGAUUUUUUUUUUCUUAAUUUUUAGUUUGUUUAAAGGCAUAUUAGACACUAAAUUAUUGAUUGAUAAGUGCUUGAAUUGAACAUAUCUUCAGGAAUUGUGUUUGUGUGCCUUUCAAGUCCCAGAGGUCUAUGUAAUUCUUCUCCAGGCACAGUCUACUGUGUAUAGAUACUGUUUUAAAGGUACUGAGUGCUCUAAAGGCCUGAGGACACCGAUCUGACUAACACAAACAACCACAAAUGACAAAAACAUUUCUACUCAUUUUUGUUUGAUAGGGAAAACUAGACUGCCCUCUCUCCUUUCUCUUUGGUUGAUUUGGUUGGCUCAACAGUUCUGCUUGGUCAACCUAAGGAUAACUACAAACAUCUGAAUGAAGUUGGAAUGUUCUGUCAGUGUGUUCUAGCCUUAAGAGAAAGGGCUUCAACUAUGCACUUUUGGUUACUGCAAAUAAAGAUAACAGAUAUAUCUACAGUG